Molecule: messenger RNA, 4509 nt
Organism: Caretta caretta (loggerhead turtle)
Lineage: Eukaryota; Metazoa; Chordata; Testudines; Cheloniidae
Gene: TINAGL1
Product: tubulointerstitial nephritis antigen like 1
Biological process (GO): proteolysis
Molecular function (GO): cysteine-type peptidase activity; peptidase inhibitor activity
Source: RefSeq, a predicted model, not a curated record
CGGGCCCCUUUGCACCAGUGUGUGAGAGACAGCCAGGCCCAGAGGAGUGGCUCAGCCGCUCUGCCUGUGUUAGGAGUUUCUGUCCUGCAGGGGGACGACAGGGCUUUUGCUGGCGAGCCCAGACUGCUGCUGUGCGGGGACAGGCAAGUUGCAGAUUCCGGGGACGUCGGCCCACAGAUGAGGCUGCUGUGGACUCUCCUGACCCUCUGGCUGUUGGCAGCAGAGGAUCUCUCUGCCCACAGAGCACGGACCCGCAGAGAGCUGGCACCAGGCUUGCACGAGCGGGGGAUCCGGGACGCCGGCGGCUCGUACUGUGAGAGGAAUGAUGCCUGCUGCGUGGGCAGGGACGACGCCUGCACUGUGCCCUACCUGGAUACCAUCUGCUACUGCGACCUCUUCUGCAACCGCACCGUCUCCGACUGCUGCCCUGACUUCUGGGAGUACUGCCUGGGCAUCCCGCCCCCCUUGGCCGUGCACAAAGGUUGUGAUCGUGGUGAACACAAGUACCCAACCGGAGCCACCUACAGAGAAAACUGCAACCUCUGCACCUGCAGCGGGAACGGGAAGUGGGACUGUGAGCAGCACCCCUGCCUCAUCGAUGGGGAGAUGAUUGAUGCCAUCAACAGAGGGAAUUAUGGCUGGAGAGCCGCCAACUACAGCCAUUUCUGGGGGAUGACGCUGGAUGAAGGGGUCCGCCACCGGCUGGGGACCAUCAAACCACCCCCCACGGUCAUGAACAUGAACGAGCUGCAGAUGAGCAUGGACACCAAUGAGUGGCUCCCCAGCCAUUUCAACGCAGCUGACAAAUGGCCCGGGUUGAUCCUCGAGCCCCUGGACCAGGGCAAUUGCGCCGGCUCCUGGGCUUUCUCUACAGCAGCGGUGGCAUCGGACAGGAUCUCCAUCCAUUCCAUGGGGCACAUGACGCCCGCCCUGUCCCCCCAGAACCUGAUCUCGUGUGACACCCGGAACCAGCAGGGCUGCAGCGGGGGCCGGAUCGACCGGGCCUGGUGGUAUCUGCGCAGGAGAGGGGUGGUGACUGACAGCUGCUACCCCUUCACCAGCUGGGAGAAGGACAGUGCCCACACAGGCCGGCCCUGCAUGAUGCAAAGUCGCUCCACGGGCAGAGGGAAGAGGCAAGCCACCCAGCAGUGCCCUAACCCCCAGGCCCACUCCAACGAGAUCUUCCAGUCGACCCCCGCCUACCGCCUCUCCUCCAGCGAGAAGGAGAUCAUGAAGGAGCUGAUGGAGAAUGGACCUGUGCAAGCCAUCAUGGAGGUUCACGAGGAUUUCUUCGUGUACAAGAGCGGAGUCUAUCGGCACACGCCGGUGAUGGCUGGGAAGCCGGAGCACCACCGGAGACACGGCACCCACUCGGUGAAAAUCACAGGGUGGGGAGAAGAGAGGACGCCCCAGGGGCAGACUCAGAAGUACUGGGUGGCUGCGAACUCCUGGGGCAAGCACUGGGGUGAGGACGGCUACUUCCGCAUUGCCCGGGGUGCCAACGAGUGCGAGAUCGAGACCUUCGUGGUGGGCGUCUGGGGCCGCGUCAGCAUGGAGGACAUGCGGCGCCGGAAGUGAGCCAGCCGGGUGGCCCCGCGUGGCACGGGGAGGCCUUUCCUCCCACAGCCCCGACGUGCUCCAUGAAGCCCAAGUGUGAUCUGGACCCAGCCACAGGCACCUGCAGCAGACUCUGACUUUGUCACUACCCCCAAGGGACCCCAAAGGAUCCCCAGUCGGCCGCCAGCCUCUCCCAGGACUAGGUAGGGCUCUGGGAGGCCGGGGACCUGGGAGGAUCCCUGAGGACUCACAGAGCUGCCACCAAGGAAUGUCUUCAUAGCAUGGGCCUCGCCCUCUCCUGGUAACGGACCCUCGGCCCUGACCAGUUCCUAGCUGGAGACGUGCUGGGACCCUGAGGCCUGUUCCCCUCUGGGACGCUCCUUAGUGAGGAUGGGGCCUGUUUACACUACUCGGGAGGGGUUUGGGGCCGUGGCUUCUGCUGUGGGGCUGGGGUGCCUUGGGCCCUGCCAUGUGGCGGGGACAGACCAGUGGAAAUCAGAUCAGCCUGUCACCCCACCCUUUUGGGAACGAUGCUGCCGCCUUCGGGGUUCCCCCUUGCCCCAGCCCCGUCACCCAUCGCUGGGCUUUUCCCCAGAGAUACGGAGGGGGCCCUAGGGCUUCCUGGACCCCCAGCUCUCCAGAGACCAACCUGUAGUUAACCCUUUCAUCUCCCUGGGGGCAAGGGGUGCCACUGAGCCAUGCCUUUGUCACCCCAGUGGCAGGGUGUCUGCCCCUGUGCCCUCUGCCAGUGGGCGAGGAGAUGGUGCAGCCAGCACGAGGAACCCCGGCAUUUCCUGAGAGCCUCUCGCAUUUCCAGGGAGCCAGAUCUUCAGGGAUUACCACCAGCCACGCUGCCUGGAUGGAGCUGGGCUGGGGCAGGGGAGUAACUGCCGUGCUGCCGUUCUUCACCCUGGCCAUCUCUAGCUUUCCCAUCGUCCUAGAGGUUCCCUCCUCCCCGCCCCUCCCGCACCCUUGGGAGCCCACCCUGGUCUCCCACCCAGUCCCACUCCAGUCCCCACGGACCAACCUCCCAAUUUCCCAUGCACCCUUCCACGGCCCCCUGCUCUGAUCCUCAGCGUCUCACCUCCAAAUGACCCCCAUCUCGCGCGGAGCCCUGUUGGGACCCGGGCAAGGCUGGCUUUCUGCUGACACCGAGGCCAUGGUGCGCUGGCCCGUAUCUUAUAUGUGCUGAGCACUUGAAAGUGCGUCCCCAGCCCCCUGGCUUUUAACCACGGCCCCAUGCUUUGUACCGGCCGGCAGGGUCUUAGUGCCUAAUCCCGGCCUGGCUCAACAGGCCAUUGUUGGGAGCCUGAGGUCGCUCGGAGGUUGGCGCUUGACGCCCUCGCUGGCGCUGUCAGCGGCGCGGCCCGAGUCGUGACAGUAAGCUGCAGCCUUUCAUGUCAAAGAGGUGGAGGAUUGUUAAACCAGACCCGUGCUUCCGCCUGACCGGAGUGGCGGGGACGGGGAGGGGGGCUUGAACUGCCUGCUCCAGCAGAGGAGCCAGGAAUUGCUCUUUGGCUCCAAAGGGCUCUGGGAGACCCAGUGACCGGGCAGCUCUCUGCACUCAUGCAGAGAAGCAGAAGCCCGUCAGCAUCAGGUGUGUUUGGAUCUGGGGCGGGAGAUGGAGCAAAACCAAAUGGGACCCCUGGCUCGAUCCAGGGCAGAAACCCCGUGUCUGACACAUGGCAUUGCUGUGGCAAACUCUCACACGGGCCCUGGUGCGGGUUUCCUCUCCCCUCCGUGAUGCUACCCAGGCUGGACGGCUUGUCCUGCCUAGGCCUCCUUACCCGCUUGGAUUUAUUUUGCCCUCUCUGCCCAGCUGCUGCCCCCCCUUUCAGCAAAUCCCCAUUGUCCAGCUCAGAGCUUAGCUGCAAAAAACAUCAAAAACUGUGAAAUCCUUCCCGUCCCACCCGGCUCCGGGCCCAUCCCUCCGGCUUCCUGGCCGCGCUGGGAUCAGUGUCUCCUUGUUCAAGAAGCGGCGUUGAAGUUAAGGGCAGAGCCAGCUCUUCUCCCAAAGGCCUUGAGCCUUUAAAGAGCGCCAUGUGAGAGCACAUGCAUCUCCUCCCUCCCCGUGUGCAAAUGGGUGUUUGCACAGCCAGCCUCGCCUUUUUGUUUUGCACAAGCGGGCGUUGCUCACUAGGAGAUGGCAUUUGCCCUUGCGCAAACGUGGUAGCACGCGGCCUCUGGACCACUUGAGCCUGCCCUAGGCACUUGUGCUGCCCUGGGGCGAAUUUCACACAAGGGGCGUUUGUGCCUUUAACGGGGCCCCAAAGGAGGGGUGUUCUUCCACCGGGGGCUGCGGAGCUGGCUUCAAGCCAGGAUUCUCCGCCGGGGCAGCUUUGUGCUGCGCCGAACUGGGAGGUGUCUCAGCGUAAAGCCGGGCAACUCCAGAGUGUAAUCGAAACUUCUCUCCAGCCUGUCGCUUUCCAGAACAGGCACGGAAUCUGCCUUUUCCCUAUGGUGCUAAAGGGCCCAGCCCAGGAAAAUGUCCAGUACCAAGGGCCUUGAUUUGGGGAAUUUAUACUUCUGUCGCUGUCAGUGGCUAAGCCCCCUGGCUUUUUGACUUCAGUGGGAGCUGCACGUUGCAAUGGUUGCUGACGUACUCACAACAGUGUUUGCUGAUGUACUCAGAGCUUCAGCCGGGAGCAGGGGAGGGAGGCGCUCUGUGUCGCUCUCUCCUGAUCCAAAGGGUAGUUGCUCUCAGCCCAACGUCCCCGUCCACAUGUCAGAGAGGAGAGCUGGUGUCCGAGAUGUGGCAGAUGCUUUGUCAGGACAAUCUGGGUCCUGAGACUGCACUGGCCAGUCUCAACAGUGAGUCUGUAUCCAGAGACAGAACAAGACCGCAAUCUACCUGCCUAGCGAGCGGUCGGGCUGUACGGAGGCAUUGUAUUUUAAGACUCUUUUGUAUUUAUUGUGCUUUUUAUUAUUUGUACGUAAAUUUAUUGAAGCCUC